UGACAGAAUAAAAUGGAAAAUACAGACAGUAUAUCAAUUUCACAGGUGUUCCUUAACUUCUUAAUGACAAACAUUUAUGAAAACACUUCAAAAUCAGACAAUAUCUGACAGUCUACAUCUGUAAGUUCCUUUUUUAAGGUGACACAGAAUCCAUUAAAGGGAUACUUCACCCAAAAAAUUCUGUCAUUUAUUUACAGUGGUGUCGAUUCAAACCUGUAUGACUUUUUUCUUCUGCAGAACACAAAAGAAGAUAUUUUAAAUAAUGUAGGGAACCAAGCUGUUUUGGUGACCAUUGACUUACAUUAUAUGGUCAUAAAACAAACAACAGCAAAAACAACAUGAGGGUGAAUAAAAAAAUGACAGAAUUUUUAUAUUUUUAGAACAAUCCCUUUAAGUUUUGAUUAUUGUUUUUAAGAAUACAAUAAGAAUGGUAACUGUUAAACUGUGUGUAAACAAUUUUUCUCAUUUCACUGUUUUCUGAAGAAACUGUUUUAUAGCCUUGUUUGCCUUAAUUCUUCAGCUAAGUACCUCUGAAUGCUGUACUGAGAUUCUCUCUUUGGAUAAGUGCUUCUCUUUCUCUCGUCAGUGCAGAUGUCAGGGCUCUCAAAAACCUAAAUCCUGCUAACAGCCUUUAUCCCAGACCAUGUGUCAGUUUCUUUUAACUGAACCUUAACUUGUUAGCACUUGCAAAGCUUUCAUAUAAGGAUUAAACCAUCUUGCAUGCCAUAGACACAAUGUUUCUGUUUCAGUUCUGUCUGAUUUUAGUUGUUUUACUUGGGAAAAAACCCCAAAACAAAACACUGAAUUAAUGCUUUUGAUGAUUUGGAUGCUUUUCAGUGAAUAUGUUUUAUCUAUAGUGACUAACAGCACAUUAUGUGGGAUAUUUAAUUGUUGAAUUGCACAUUUGCUCAUCAUCAACAGCUUGAGGUUAAAGUCUACCUCUACGUAGAUGCUCCAUUCCUUGACCAUUAGGCCAUUGUUAACUUCACAUAGGCUACUGAAAACUUUUGUUGUAUCAAGUGCAGAAUAUCAUUGACGCAGCCAUUCUAUAUCUCAAGCUUGCAUGCAAUUAUGCUUGUUGUUUUUCCUCACCUGGUCAUCUGCCUUAUUACCCACAACAUGAGUUUAUCUCUGCCAAUACAGCUGAUACAACACAGUCUGUGGCAUAAAUUGGGUCUUUGUCCCCAGCAUCAGUAACAGCAAACUUCAUAAGUUAGCCUACAUAGCAUAUAUAAAAGCACACAUAAUCACUUGGUUUAAUGAAGUGAUUUUGUUAGCUUACAGUGUCAUAGCUAAUGUUUCCUGACUGUUGUCUUCACGCACUUUCUAGAUUUAUUUACACCAAUAUCUGCGGUCUUUGAUACUUUAUUUAUGAGGUCUUUUAAAAGACAUUAUAAGUGAUGCAUUGUGGUUAUGGCUCAAUGAAAGGGUUCUGCGGCACGCGUCACUCAUUACCAUAACAACAGCUCGUGAGCAAAGCACACAGCCACAGGUCACAACUUCUGCUGAAUAAAGGAAUAGCCUAAGAAGAGAAAAUUCCCUUCACUUCGCAUAACACUGAAUGACAUUAGCCUGUAGCUACAAUAAUCUUUACUAUUCCAUAUUCCUUACUUUCAUAUUAAUCACAGCUAAUAGGCCUGCUGUGGAAAAUAGUGAACAGGCACGGAAAUAUUAUACGUUAUAUGAGUGGAACGGCUGCAAGUGUUCUACCGACCGCAACAGAUGCCGGUUGGGUGAGUUCGGGCGGUUUGUGGCGGACAAUAAGUGACCAUGUGCCGCAUGUUAACAUACAGCUGUUGGAGCUGACCCACACAAAAGCGUCAUCAUGAUAUUUCCCCACCCAUCCUCCAGAGCAGCCUGCGCGUCUCUGCAUACUUCACAACAAAAGACACACACACACACACACACAGAUAUUAUGGCCUCCCCCUGCCCGCACGCGCCAGAGCGAACACACAGUCCAAGGUUGAGUGUGUGUGUGUGUGUGUGUGUGUUUGGGUGCAGAGGAAAUAAUUAAAAACUGAAACAUGCUCUCGAUGUAAAAGUAGGCCUAUACACUAUACCACUCAGGAGCCAUAGAAAGUGGAUACAACAGUAGGAAACAUAUAUGUUUACUAAAUAGCAUAAUAUUUUAAUAAAACAGAAACAUGUUUAAUAAAAAAUUGUUUUUCCAUUGUUAAAACAUUUGGCAAAAUAUCUCCAGUGAUUUAGACGUUGGUCCUGUAAGUUUUAUAACUUUUUUUAUUUUGUAACUUCCUUUAUUAAAGAUCAUAACUACAAUUCGUGCUCGCAUUCUAAGGGAUGUAAUAGCAUGAAAUGGCAAAAUUGCACCUCAUAGAAUUUUUGGUACAACGAAUAAUAGAAUUUCUGUUUGCUUUUUUAAAUUAUAAACCAUAUUCUACCUUCUACCUAGGACAAACUUUAAGUAAACAAACCAAAUCUAAAUCACUAGUUAUUACAAUAGGCUAUUCUAUAAUUAUAGUUCAAGUCAGCUAGUGCGAAUAAUUAACAAAUUCUGAAAUUCGACUGACAAUUGCUGAAUUUACUUUUAUUAUUUCACAAAAUAAUAUUCAUCAAGUUUUCUUACUGCUGUGCCCAUCUGCUCUACAUCACUGGAAAAAAAAAAUCUGUUUUGAUACAGACUGCAGUAUGGCUAACUUCAACCUUAACUCCAUCAGCACCACUGCCACACGCAGCAGAUCAAUUUAAUCAGGCCAAUAUUAUGCCAUAUGUCCCCUCUGACGUCACGUGAAGGGGGGCAAGACGUAUAUAACGGCGUCCAUUCAUCAAGACAUUCAAUGAAGUUAAACCACACGCGCUGAAGAACGGAGACGACGAGUGUGCUUUUCCUCUGAAGACAGUGGACUUUCAUGGACGUGCCGCAGAUUUCGUACAAGGACAUCUAACUGUUUUUUUCUUUAACUCGAAACACUUUAAAGCUUCGGAUGAAGAUACCUGCGCGUUAUUGUAAUAAAGUUUAGGAUUAACUGAGCGAGAUGGCGCAUCUGUCUUUGUACUGCCUGCUGUCUGUGUCGCUUUUGCAGUUGGUGGUUUCAUCGGGUGUAUUUGAAUUGAAAGUUCACUCGUUCAGCACGACACGGCGCUUCUGCAGGAGGACGAGAGACUGCAACAUCUUUUUCAGGAUUUGUCUCAAGCAUUCUGAGGACGUCAUCUCCGCCGAACCUCCGUGCACCUUCGGAACUGGGCAGACGAGUGUCCUGCGAGCAGACCAGAGCUCUAUCGCCGGCAGCGCAGCCAUCCGGGUGCCUUUCCACUUCAAGUGGCCGGGGACAUUUUCUCUUAUUAUUGAGGCAUGGAAUGCAGAGUCUCCCAAAGAGCAUCAUGAUUACACAGAGAAUCAAAACAACCUGAUCAGUCGUUUAGCAACACGAAGGCGCUUGGCGAUUGGGGAAGACUGGUCUCAGGAUGUUCAUUUCGGUGAUCAGAGCGAGCUCCGUUACUCAUAUCACGUUUUCUGUGAUGAGUUUUACUAUGGCGAGGCGUGUUCGGAUUACUGCCGUCCCCGUGACGACACACUGGGACACUACACCUGCGAUGAGAACGGGAACAGGGAAUGCCUGGAGGGAUGGCAUGGAGACUACUGCUCUGAUCCCAUCUGCUCUUCGGACUGCAGCGAGCGUCACGGUUACUGCGAGUCACCCGGUGAGUGUAAGUGUCGUCUGGGAUGGCAGGGGCCAUCCUGCAGCGAGUGUGUGCAUUACCCAGGAUGCCUGCAUGGGACCUGCUCACAGCCGUGGCAGUGUGUGUGUAAGGAGGGCUGGGGAGGCCUCUUUUGUAACCAGGACCUCAACUACUGCACAAACCACAAACCCUGUGCUAAUGGCGCCACCUGCACCAACACCGGACAGGGCAGUUACACUUGCACCUGCCGGCCAGGAUAUGGGGGCACAAACUGUGAGCUGGAGAUUAACGAGUGUGACUGCAACCCCUGCAAGAAUGGUGGCAGUUGCAACGAUUUGGAGAAUGAUUACUCCUGCACAUGUCCUCAGGGGUUCUAUGGGAAGAACUGUGAGAUUAUUGCGAUGACAUGCGCGGAUGAUCCCUGCUUUAACGGAGGGACGUGUGAGGAGAAAUUCACCGGUGGCUACGUCUGCCGCUGCCCCCCAGCCUUUACCGGAUCCAACUGUGAGAAGAGACUGGACCGCUGCAGCCACAAACCAUGUGCCAACGGUGGUGAGUGUGUGGAUCUGGGUGCCAGUGCUCUGUGUCGCUGUCGCCCUGGUUUCACCGGCCCUCGCUGCGAGACAAACAUCGACGACUGUGCCCGCUAUCCAUGUCAAAAUGCCGGAACCUGCCAAGAUGGCAUUAAUGAUUACACCUGCACCUGUACUCUAGGAUUUACCGGUAAAAACUGCAGCCUCAGAGCAGACGCUUGUCUCACGAACCCAUGCCUUCACGGCGGAACAUGCUACACUCACUUCUCGGGGCCAGUGUGUCAGUGUGUGCCUGGGUUCAUGGGUCCAACCUGCGAGUUUCCUGUGCAGGGAGGUCUGGAGAUGAUGGCCCCCCGGGUUGGGAAGACCUCGCCUUCAGCGGUGGCGGUGUCAUGUGUGUUAGGUGUGCUGGCUGUGUUUUUGGGAGUGUGUGUGGGACUGGUGGUGAUCAGGAGGAGGAGGCAUAGACUGCGCAGACAGCAGCUGUGCGAUUCUGUGUUUAAUGAUUUGGAGACUGUUAAUAAUUUAGACAGGCAGCACUAUCCCUAUGACCGAGACUUCAGUCAGGUGAAACCCAGCAACACUGAGGGCCGAGUCUCAUUGGCGGCCUCUCACACACUGCCUGCCGGGCAGGACUUCCUGUGGAGUGCCGGAGGAGGGCUUAGAUGAGACAUUUACACAUGUACAUGUGUGUAAAUCACAGCACACAAACACAUGCAUACACUGAUGUAGACACGUGAGCAUAUACAUGGACACACAAACUCACAAGCAGGGAUGAGAAUUUGGAUGUAGCACUUGCUUUUGUCUUAAUUUUUAUGAAUGAAUGAAUGUAUGAAUGAACAAACGAAUGAACGAACGAAUGAAGUAUGUAUUAGCUGAAUAAGGGAUUGGACCUUUGCCAUCUGUAAAGGUGGAAGACUGUGUAAACCAAAAACUAAACAAACACUCACACUACUGUGUGCUGGGCUCUGUGAAUCUGUUUCCAUAUGAAGACAGGCACAAGCGCUGAAAGCUGAAACAGACUUAGGUUACAUAACUCUAUAUGAGGAGAACUGAUAUCUUUAUACAAAGAUAAAGAAGUGAAAAAUAACUCUAUACAAAGAGAACUAAGUAAGGAAAUACCUCUAUUGAAAGAGAAUGAAGUAAGUUAAAUUGAAAAGCAUUAAGGUUGGGUGCUUUCUGUUCAAACUCUGGGCUCUGUAUAAGACCGAUGAAAACAAUAACUUUUUUUUUUUAUCUCAUAAGGAUGAGAAUAUCACCUUUGUUUAUUUGUCGGGAUGUUACCAGCAACAGAUGUUUCAAUAAAAAAUAAAAAACUUAAAAAAGAGAAAGGAGGGAAGCAGAACACAGUCAGGAAUAUGUAUCAAACUAUGUACUUCAGACCAAAUGGGAAGAUUUUGCUCCAGUUUUGUAUUGCGUAUUAAGCAGUGUGUUUUCUUCCUCGAAUGAUAUGGGGAAAUAUGUGUCAUUGGUUCUUAUGUUAAAUUACAUAAAAUCAGAUUUUCUUCAGUGGGGUUUGUCUAAUGAAUGUUUAUUUCUUUUUCCAGAUGUUUCCUAUUAAUUUAAACCUAAGUUUAUGCCUAAGUUUCUAUUUUGCAUUUUUGUACUUUUGCUUUCAAUCAUUGUCUUGUCUUUGUAAAGAUUUUAUGUUAAUUUAUUUUGUAUAUGAGUUUGUUACUUUAAUGAAAUAAUAAAAUAAAUUAUAUGAGACAACACCUAAUUCA
Molecule: messenger RNA, 5896 nt
Organism: Megalobrama amblycephala (Wuchang bream)
Lineage: Eukaryota; Metazoa; Chordata; Actinopteri; Cypriniformes; Xenocyprididae
Gene: dlb
Product: deltaB
Exons: 7
Coding region: 2994-4841 (615 amino acids)
Biological process (GO): cell communication; Notch signaling pathway; multicellular organism development
Cellular component (GO): membrane
Molecular function (GO): calcium ion binding
Source: RefSeq, a predicted model, not a curated record